UGACGCUGCACCAGAUUUGCUCAUCACUACGCUCUUGUAUUAGAGAGGAAAACCAGAGAGAGAGAAAGACAAACACAGAGUGGAAAGAAAAUAACAUCAUUUUCCUUUGAACCAAACGCUCCUCUCUUUCUCUUCUUCUCUCCCUGUUUCUCUUUGAAUUUAGUUUUGUGUUUAUGAAGUUUGGUAGAGCGGGAGAGAGAGGGUGAGAUCGUGGUGAGUGAAAUAUCGCCGAUUUUUACUGUUCCAUCAGUUUCCCUUUUUAUUUUUCCGUUUUUGCCCUUUGCUUUUACUCGCGUUAUCUUCUUCGUAUUCUUUCCCUGAGCUUUAUUCGACGCGUAAAGUAAAGGUUUUCUCUCCAUUUCUCUUCAAAUCUACGUUUACAGUUCAGCUUCAUUUCAUGUCUUCUCUGCUUUUUCCCCCCCUUUUCUUGAGAAAAAUAAUACAUUUGAAGUGAUGAGGAGAAAUUAGCUUUGCUUUGGAAUUGAUCAAGCUCGAGAUUUGAGGCAGAAAGAUUGAGGUUGAAGUAUAUAUCCCUUUCAGCCCGUUCAGUUCAGAUCAGAGAGUACUCAGAGAAAGUGGGAAAACGACAGCGUUUUUCACUGGAGGAAGGAGAAUACAGUCGAUAUUCAGAAUUACCUUGUCUGCAGUGAAUUGAUGAACUGUGUCGACUGUCUUCUGACAAUGACACGGUAUUUGGCGAAUUUGAAAUUAUGAUAAUUCUCGUCUAAUUGUUGGUGGGUUUGAGAAGACCGAACGUGGAAUAUGAGAAACAGAGUCAACCUGAGGGAGUGAGCUGCCAAAGAAGGAGAAGAUGCAAAGUGCUCGUGAGGAGAAUAUUCUUGUUUUGCUGAGGUUGAGGCCUUUGAAUGAGAAGGAGAUUGCAGCAAAUGAAGUUGCAGACUGGGAAUGCAUCAAUGACACCACCAUCUUGUAUCGAAACACCCUUCGUGAAGGCUCCACAUUUCCAUCUGCCUAUACUUUUGACAAAGUAUUUCGGAGUGACUACUCUACAAGGCAAGUGUAUGAGGAAGGAGUACAGGAAGUGGCUCUUUCAGUUGUCAGGGGUAUUAACUCAAGCAUUUUUGCAUACGGGCAGACAAGCAGUGGAAAGACAUACACCAUGAUGGGGGUAACUGAGUAUACAGUAGCAGAUAUUUUUGACUAUAUGCAUAGGCAUGAAGAGAGAGCAUUUGUUUUGAAGUUGUCAGCAAUUGAGAUAUACAAUGAAGCUAUUAGGGAUCUCCUUAGCAUGGAUUCUACUCCACUUAGAUUACUGGAUGAUCCAGAGAAAGGGACCAUCAUUGAGAAAGUUACAGAGGAAACACUGAAGGACUGGAGCCAUCUAAAGGAGCUGCUUUCUGUUUGUGAAGCUCAAAGACAGAUUGGUGAGACCACCCUGAAUGAGAAAAGCUCUAGAUCUCAUCAAAUUCUUAGAUUGACAAUUGAAAGUUCUGCUCGUGAAUUCAUAGGCAAAGAAAACUCUACAACUCUUUCAGCAACUGUGAAUUUUGUUGAUUUGGCAGGAAGUGAGCGUGCAUCUCAGGCAUUAUCUUCUGGGGCAAGAUUGAAAGAAGGAUGCCACAUAAACCGUAGUUUACUGACUCUGGGAACUGUUAUUCGCAAGCUAAGCAAAGGGAGACAUGGGCACAUCAAUUAUAGAGAUUCUAAGCUGACACGGUUACUGCAGCCUGCUUUGGGUGGUAAUGCUAGAACUGCCAUUAUCUGCACACUGAGUCCUGCUCGCUCGCAUGUUGAGCAAACUAGAAACACUCUUUUGUUUGCUUGUUGUGCAAAAGAAGUUACUACGAAGGCACAGGUCAAUGUAGUUAUGUCAGAUAAGGCACUGGUUAAGCAUUUGCAAAGAGAGUUGGCUAGAUUGGAGAGUGAGUUGAGAAGUCCUGCCCCUGCUACCUCAACCAGUGAUUACGCAACAUUACUUAGAAAGAAAGAUCUUCAAAUUCAAAAGAUGGAGAAGGAGAUUAGAGAGUUGACCAAGCAAAGGGAUCUUGCUGAAUCCCGGAUUGAGGAUUUGCUGCGAAUGAUUGGACAGGAUCAAACUUCAAGAAAUGGGGCUGUGAUUGGCCCUCAUCUUAAUCAGCAAGCAGGGCGUACAUGGGAAGAUGAAUAUGGAGACAGUGGAAGCAACAUGGAGGAGCCCUACCACCUACAGGAUAGUACUGAUGACCAUUUUGUGUCUGAUGAUUCUUCAUUGAUGUCUAUUGGAAAGAAGAUUGUUAGAUCCAAUUCCUGUCAGAGUCUGGAGGAUACUGCUAUUGGACCUGCAGAAUGUACUGAUGACUACUGCAAGGAAGUUCAAUGUAUUGAAAUGGAUGAGGCAAGAAGAGAUGGCAAUUUUGAACUCCAUUCCACAUCAAACGGUGAAAAUGAAGGAACAUUAACUUUGACGAUGUUUGGGGAUGGUCCUGCAGCAGAGCAGCAACUAUCAACUCCAGCAAAUGGACAUAGAGAAGUGAGUCACAUUCAAAAUGGUUUCACAUAUGACAUGUUGGAGCAUAGACUGCAUGACGUACAAAGUACCAUAGAUGCUCUUGUCAAUCCUGAUCCUGAGGAAACAUCUCCACAAUCAUCGGAAACUAAUAUGUCAAGUUCCAGGACUAUGAACUUAACAAGGAGCUGGAAUAGUAACGAGAAUCUCAUGACUGGCUCUUCUCCCUACUUUGGGAAGGCAGAACAAAUUGGGAGCACCCCUCCAAAUGGUUUUGAGAAAAGCUUUUCUGGGAGACCAGACAGUGUCCGAAGGAAGUUUCCUCCACUAAAUUAUGGUGCUGACACUGCAACGUUAUCAAGAAAUGAUUCAGAGUCUUCUCUUGGCAGUGCCUACACAGAUGAUUUAAGAUCACAGAGCAUAAAAACUUCAGCAGAUGGGGAUAUACCUAGCAUCCAAGAUUUUGUUGAAGGACUGCAGGAGAUGGCCAAGCAGGAGUAUGAGAAGCAACUAGUUGAUAGUCAGGUUUGGGAGACAGACCAAACAGCUCAUACAUUGGAGAAGAAUGCAAAGGAUGUGGGAUUGGAACCCAUGCAUGAAGCAUUAGAAAAUUCUAGUGAUUGGCCAUUGGCAUUUGAGAGGAAGCGGAGAGAGAUAUUUGAACUUUGGCAAACUUGCAACGUUUCCUUGAUUCAUAGAACUUACUUUUUCCUGCUCUUUAAAGGUGAUCCAACAGAUUCGGUGUACAUGGAAGUGGAGCUUAGGAGACUUUCCUUCCUCAAGGAAACACUUUCUCAAGGGGAUCAUUCUGUGGGAGGUGGUCAGACAUUCACAUUUGCAACAAGUGUCAAAGCCCUACACAAGGAGAGAGGAAUGCUGAGCAAGCUGAUGAGAAAGAGGUUAUCAGAAGAAGAAAGAAAGAGAAUAUACCUGAAGUGGGGUAUAGGGUUGAACUCAAAACGCAGGAGGCUACAGUUGGCUAACCGCUUGUGGAGCACCGCGAAGGAUAUUAACCACAUCAUGGAGAGUGCAGCCAUAGUUGGAAAGCUGGUGAGGUUUGUAGAACAGGGGCAAGGUCUCAAGGAAAUGUUCGGGCUUAGCUUCACACCCCCAAACACAAGGAGGAGGUCCUUGGGCUGGACAUACAGCAAAUCAACUCUUCUAUAGAUCAUUCUUUGUGGUAACUGGCAAAUGUAUACUACUAGAGCGGCUGAUUUGUUGAAGUGGGUUAGCCCAUAUAGCAUUCUUUACAUGAUCCCCCAGGAAAAAAAAAAAAAAAAAGAAUGAUCCUGUGAUUGUUAAGAGUUGUAAAAAAUUAUAGCUUGUAUCAUGUCCAAAGUUGAACUCUGGCUUUGCGCA
Manihot esculenta (cassava) is the source of this 3805-nucleotide messenger RNA. RefSeq names its product kinesin-like protein KIN-7E. The record is from RefSeq and is a predicted model, not a curated record. Gene Ontology annotation, molecular function: microtubule motor activity; microtubule binding; ATP binding. The transcript has 15 exons. Gene Ontology annotation, biological process: microtubule-based movement. Bases 812 to 3613 code for a protein of 933 amino acids. NCBI's taxonomy places the organism in Eukaryota, Viridiplantae, Streptophyta, Magnoliopsida, Malpighiales, Euphorbiaceae.